Molecule: messenger RNA, 4806 nt
Organism: Ylistrum balloti
Lineage: Eukaryota; Metazoa; Mollusca; Bivalvia; Pectinida; Pectinidae
Product: ninein-like protein
Exons: 33
Coding region: 1-4806 (1601 amino acids)
Biological process (GO): microtubule anchoring at centrosome
Cellular component (GO): centrosome
Molecular function (GO): calcium ion binding
Source: RefSeq, a predicted model, not a curated record
AUGGAAACAGCUGAGGUUGACCUUGAAGACACAGAUCUCUACAUCUCACAGCUGAGGGAAGUGUUUGACAGCUGUGACACCUGGGAGAAGGGCUACCUGAAUCGUAAUGAACUCAUAGUCCUGUGUCAGAAGUUACAGUUAUCAGACCAGGCAGACAAUAUCGUAGACCAGCUGCUACAGAAUAUCGGGGCCUUAACAAGGAGAAAUGCUAACAAAAAGGUAACAUUUGAGCAGUUUAAGAACACAUUUGUCCAAAUAUUGUGUCAGACUGCAGCAAAGAUUAACCAAGAAUCACAUCAGGGCAAUCGCAACACUGAACAUGAUGGGACAACGCUCAAGGGAAAUAACUCUGAUUCAGACAUGUCUGAUGAGGUCACUCCUGUGUACAUUAAAGAUGGUAAGCGAUAUGGUCGUCGCUCCAAACCCCUAUACCCUCAACACAAGUACAAUAGCCUAGAUGUGGAGGAUCCUAAUGUCACACCCAGCAAGGAAGAUGGUUCAAGGUCAUUGCGACGGAGUAAGGGAGAUAACCCAUUACGUGAAUCGGCGUCAUCCCUUUCUGAGGAAGAGAGGGAGAUGUUUGAGGCAGAAGGUCAGUUGAACUUAAAUAUGUGUGAAUUAGAACAGACCCAGGAACUGACAGAAGAGGACUAUCUACGCAAUAUCUGGCAGACUCUAGGGGUGGGACAGCGAGGAUACAUAACUCUGUCAGACCUGGCAGCAGUGUGUGAUCACAUUGGUAUGGAUGAAAUGAAUGAUGAUGAACUACAGCAGCUAUUUGACAAACUGGAUUCUGAUGCAGACGGAAAAGUAAGCUUUGAUGAGUUCCUACAGGGUCUGCAGCAUAGUGCACCAGCAUGUCCCCCCACCCCUCGUUCACUAGGCACCCCUACCCCCAGGACACACUCUGCUCAAAAGAAAAUCAAAGUGAUGGCAUCAGCCAGUGCAGAGGAGAGACUAACACCAUCCAUUGUAUUGGGGACCGGUGUCUCUGGUAUAUUUACUACACUAGACCCAACAAACACUGGGUUUGCCAUGCCAGACAAUAUCAUUGACCUAUGGGAAAAAUACAAUGUUACCAAUGGAGCUGACAUCCUUCUGGCACUAGGAUUUGACCUCAACACCAAGGUCAGUCUGUCAGAGCUAUCCUCCUACCUGGAACAAGAACUCAUCAACUCAGACGAUCAGAAUGCAGUCUACCAGGCAGCACUCUCCUCCUACCAGCAGGAGAUCCGACACCUUAAGUCAACCCUGGAACAGUUUAAUUGGGAGACAGAAAAGUUAAAACAAGACUUGACAGAGGCCAACCUUAGAAAUACAAAGUUAGCCAAAGAAGUUGAUGAACGCCACGCUCACAUGGAGCAGAGUACGGAGAGAAAGCUGCUGACAGUGGAGAAGAAGUACCAAGAACAGGUGAAGAUGUUACAGAGUGAGUUGGAGCAUGAGAGAGAACAGUACAACACGCAGGCUGUCACACAGAAAACAGUCCUUGAAGGGGAAAUGGAACAGCUCCGACACGAGGACAGAAAGCUCAGAGAGAGUUUGGCACAGGCUCAGAAGGAGAUAGAGAGACUGGAGAGAGAUUUGAUAGAAUCAGUAGAAAAGCGCACAGAUGUUCAGAAACAAAACUCACGACUUCAAAAGGAACUACAGUCCGUCAACGACCUUCAGAGAAAGCUAGAUGAGUUCGAGUCCAUUGGUGUUCUCUCUCCAGAUGAAAAAAAAGUGACAGAAGAGAAAAUUGAGAGAGUCAAGAAUGAAAAUAAGGAUUUGAAAGAUCGUAAUGAUGAACUCACUGCAGAGUUAGAGACAAUAAAACAACAGUUCCCUGCUUUGAAAAAGAAGGACGGUGGUAUUGGUCGCUCACCACGAGGAUUUGGAUCUCGAAUUCCUGUUAGAGAGGGGACAUUGGUCUCUGAUUAUAUCAAGGCAGGUCGCAGGGGAGUCAGGUCAUCUUUGUCCUCAGAAACAUCUGAUGAUGAGACCCAGUCCUCCGGGUCUACAGGACUGACUCCUAACUACAGUAAACGGACACGUCGCAAGCUUCCACAGGCUCCUGAUGAUGAAGACCCUGGAAACUGGAUCAAACAUUGGGAAACACGUGUCAGCAGCAUACAGAAUGACAGGGAACAGAUAGAGAACCUUAAAAAGGAACUAAUUGACCUUAAAAACCACAUGGAAAGAGAGCAUGCAGAGCUUGAGAACACUUAUAAAGAGGAACUUUCUAAGAGGGAGGAGAGGCAUGACAACCAGAAAGCUGAACUUUUAAAGAAAUUUGAAGAAGAAAAGGGUAAAAUCUACGAGGAUUGUGAACACAUCAAACAGACGGAAUUGGCUGGCCGACAGCAGGAGCUGCAGGUUCUCUUUGCACAAGAAAAACAAGACAUAUUGGACAAACAUGAAUCAGAGAAGAAAAUUUUAAACCAGAAAUUUGUGGAAGAAAAGGACUCCUUGAUUAAGAGUCUACAAGCAGAUUAUGCACGGGAUCUGGAGGCACAAGUGAAUGCAGUGAGGGAGGAUUAUGCCCGUGACAAGGCUGAACUGGAGUCAUACAUCUCACAGCCUGAUGAGUCGCAGCUACAACAGCUUGAACAGGAAAAGGCUGAACUUGAGGAGAAACUGUUUGAGCACCAGGAGGAGUUGGAACACCGCCUCUCAGAGGAAAGGACCAAACUCAUAGAGGAAUUAGAAGUGACCAAGGAGAAUGAAAUACAAAAACUCAAGUCUAGAUUUGAAAAUGAUUGUGUGAAUAUUAGGACAGAGAUGGAUAUAAGUAAGCAAGAUGACAUUCAUAAAUUACAAGCUAAACAUGAGGAGGAGAAAAACAAGUUACGGAUCGAUUUUGAAUCUGCAAGAGAGGAUGACAAGAAUGAAUUUGAUAUGCAAGUUUUGCAGCAGAGAGAGGAACUGGAGAGCAGAUUUAACAAGGAAAGAGAGACUUUGGAGGAGAAGUAUGAGGAACAGUUAAGGAGACUAAAUCAAGAAUUACAGGCCAAGAUACAAGAGUAUGAGAACAGUCUCUCGGAGGGUGUGGAUGCUCUGAAAGGUAAGACAAAGGAGGACUUUUUUAACAUUCUGUCCAGUGAGAAGGAUUUGAUGGCUGUCAGACAGAAGGAGGAGGUAUCUCAGGGAAUAGAGCAGGAGAAAGUGGAGUUGGAGGGGCAGUAUACUGGCCGUAUACAGGAGUUAGAACAAGCCUUUGCCCAAGAGAAGGAGGAUCUUCGAGACAAGUAUGAGGGUCAGAUUGUGGCACUGCGAAGUCAGUUAGACCGUCUCAGUGUGCGACUGGAGGAAGAACGAGAAGCCAUGGAGGAACGUUUUGAGGAGGAAAGGGAAACACUUGAAGAGGAACUGGCACGCACCAUCAAGGAGGAACUAGAGAAUCACAAAAUACGACAGAGUACCAGAUUUGAGGAUGAAUUCACCCAGCAAAUAGAGCAGCUUAAAGUUUCUUUUGAGAAUGAGAAGGGGGAGCUUCAACGUCAGGUUGAUAUGUACAGGGAGGAGGUUGAAGAGCUACAGAAAGAUCUGGAGCAGAAGGAGACAUCUACUGGGAAGGAGGAGGAACUACGUCUCACCAUCUCAACAUUAAAACGGGAAAAGCAGCAGGCUGAGAGAGCCCAUCAGGAAACACAGCAGUCACUAGAGGACAGCAAGUCUAGCCUGGAAUCACGGAUAGAGAGUCUUCUGGUGGAGAGAGAGGAGGUCAUAACCGCAGCCAGGGCAUCAGAAGUCCAUCAAGCCAAGGAAUCUGUAGACAGGCUACAGCACUCUGUGGUGGUCAAGGAGAAGGUAGCGUUAGAAAAGGAGAUGUCCAAACUGAGGCGAAAAGCUCUGGAGCUGGAAGUGGACAAUCAGAGGCUAAGUGCUUUACAAGAGACUGCUUUUCAUGACUGGGACCAGGAGAAGACGGAGUAUGUGCAGAGAAUUCAGAAGUUAGAAGAACAAUUAAAAGAAAGUAGUUCUGAUGUGAUAUCCCCUCAUGCUCAGAAUGUGAUUGACAGUCUUCGAAGGGAACGUGAUGACCUCGACCGUACACUGGCCUCGGCCAAAAACAAAUUACAGAAUGUUGAUGAUAGGGUCAAAAAGAUGACCGAACAGCAGAUAGCAUAUAGUUCAGCUAAUACAGCAAUCAGCUCAGAAAACAAGGAUCUGCAGGUCAAAGUGGAGGUUUUAAACAGUCAUAUAGGGGAGACAAACAGUAAUCUGGAGCGGGAAAAGGAGAAAAUGAUGGCACUUCAGUUAGAAAAAGAGCGAUUAGAAAAUGAGCUGACAAAAGUGUCUGGUCAGUUGGAGAAUAUGAAUCACAAACUGGCUGACCACAAGGCUGACCAUGAAUUAGAAAUCAGUAAACUACGAGACAUGAACAGCAAUUCAGUUGACCUUGAGAAGUUUACCAGGCUACAGGGUGACUUGGUUGAUCACCAACGGCAACUGCAUGAACUCCAUGAUAUUUUGGAAGCAAAAGAGAAUGAGAAAAACAAAGCCUUUAAAGAUAAAGAGGAGGAAUUCAAGAAAAUCAUGGAAGCGUUGGAGGAAGAGAAAGUAAAUCUGAGACGAAAACUCCGACUAACACAAGAAAUGUUAGACGAACAACUGGAAAAAAUAAAAUCUCAUUAUUCAGACUGCAACGAGAGAAACUUGCUGGUGGUGGACUUAUAUAAGGAGAAUGCGGACAUGAUGGAGACACUUUUCUUGAUGGAGGAGAGAAAAAAGGAUGCUGUUUCACGCUGUUAUAAACUUGAAGAUCAAUGUAAAGCUCUUAGAAAAAUGCUUAAAAAGGUUGUUCAUGUGGCAAUGACCUAA